Molecule: messenger RNA, 1713 nt
Organism: Glycine soja
Lineage: Eukaryota; Viridiplantae; Streptophyta; Magnoliopsida; Fabales; Fabaceae
Exons: 3
Coding region: 123-1505 (460 amino acids)
Source: RefSeq, a predicted model, not a curated record
UGCGCAUUCUUCAACAAUAUAUAUAGUCCCUAAGUAUCUCUAUAUUUCUACACCAUAGUCUCUUUAAUUUCCUCUCUACUCUCCUUAGUCCCUAGCUAGCUAACUUAAAUUUCCUUACAUAUAUGGCUUCUACUGGUGGCAAAUCUCAUUCUCUAAUAACUACCUCAAAACGCUCCGUUUUGCUGAAGGACUACCUCAGGGAUGACCUGAGUUCAUGUUCAUCGAACGGUUUCAAAUCGCUCACACGCCAACAAUGCUGCACCACCGUGGGAUUUUUCAUGGAGAAAGAUCUCCAACUCCAACGCAAAAGAAGGAACACAUUCACUCCACGGUCCACUACAUCUUCUUCUUCAUCAACCAUAUUGGCUCUGCAGAGAGCUUCUGGAGCCAUAAUCAACGCGAUAAAGUCACUGCCGUUGUCACAAAAGAGUGGUGUCGCUGGUGUUCUUUCUAGAAGCUUUUCGAGGAAGGUGUUGAGUAGAAGGUUCUUCUGGAGAAAAGCGGCGGCGAGGGAAGAGGGAAGCGAAGGUGUGCCGCGGAGGAGGAAAUCUUUCCGCGAACUCAUUAUGCUGGAUCAUGAGGAGCAUCGUAAAGCGACGUCGUCGUUGAAUGAGGAUACUGAUACUACCGUUUUCGCUGCACAUGCCCCGAGCGUCACCACCUCUUCGGGUCGCGGCAGUGAAAGCUGGGGAGACAGUGAAUUCACUUUUGCGUCUAACGCUGCUUCUUCUUCCUCUGAGAGCUCCAACGAGAAUUACCUCGUACUUGAGGAUACAAAAGAAGGUGCGCCACAUCACAAGCUGGAACAAGUAGUAACCAAGGAAUAUUGGCCAAAUGACGAGAAGGAACAAUUUAGCCCUGUAUCAAUACUAGAUUGCCCAUUUGAAGAUGAAGAAGAUAAUUACAAGUCUCAUAUCAAUUCCACUUCCAUUAUUCUUUCCUUUUCUGAAGGAAGGAAACACAAGCACAUGCACAAAAGAUGCCAUUUUGAAAGCGUGGUUCCACUGGAGCCGGUGGUUUUGGAGAAAAAGUUCGCGCGGUUAGAGCUGGAGGAUGAACCACACAAGCAUUCUACGAAACAAUGUUCCACCGUAUUAGCUCCAACAUUUCGUCGUGACAACAAUAACAACAUCGAGGAGAAUGCUCGCGAUCUUCUCAACUUAGUUAAAAGGUCAAUUGCACCCAACGUUUUGAUAACAAAGGCAGAGAAUUUGCUGUUUGAUUUCUUCAAGAAGAGUAUAGAGGAAAACAAAGACAUUGAUUACUCAAAGAAGCUUCAACUUUGCAAGGUAGCUGAGGAUUGGAUACAUGGGCAACCCCAAGAACCGUAUUUGGGUUGGGAAGUGCAGGGAGGAAAGUGUGUCUACAUUAGAGAGAUGGAUAAGUGUGAGGAGUGGAAAAACUCGUAUCAAGAAAUACAACAAUUGGGUCAGGAGCUGGCAAACGAGGUAUUCACUAAUUUGGUGAAUGAGUUCAUAUUUGAACUCACGACACGUGCUAGCUAGUAGCCACUAAAGAUGAGAUGUUGCAACUUGCAAGUAUCUUCCUCAAUUGUUUUUUUUUUUCUUUUUACAUUAAUUGUAUUAGCCUCUUCUCCCUGUCUUGGGGACACGGGAGGCUAAAUUUUGGAAGGAACUAUUAGGGGAAAUUUUGAUUUUUUUUUUAGUUAUGAUGUUUUUCUUACUCAUAUCCUACAUGAAUAUUGCUUUGACA